GCCAAGUAGCGGUGAGGCCAGUUGAGGACAAUGCACCGGCAGAUAGUGUCAUCGACUCCAAUUUCGCGGGGAUCACCAAGGUGGAUCCGCGGGUUCUAUCUCCUUGCAUUAAUCGCUCUUCAAAGUGUUUCUUCAGCUGUGAUAAAAUCGCCUUCCGAUGCACCCUCGGACGGGGUCGUAUUGCGAACUGUAGGAAUACCGGAAGAACGCGUUACCUAUGAGGGUUCACAAGUCUGGAGGGUUUCCGCUACCGAGGAGCAGUUUGAAUACUUAUCGUAUCUUCAAGACACAGGAGAUCUGACGAGAUGGGCAGGAAAUGCUACUGCAGUCGACGUUAUGGUACGUCCUGAUGAUAUCCCGCGGGUAACGCGGUUCCUGAGAGAGCGAAGCGUCAAUUACGAUGUUAUUAUUCCGGAUCUGCAACAAGCGAUAGAUAAGGAAAACCCACUUCCAUCCUUAGAAUCAAUGGAGGAACUCGAAGGCCGGAAAGGCCACCGAAUGGAGUGGUCCAGCUAUCAUCGGCUGGACGACAUCACAGGGUACCUUGAUUAUUUAGCUCAGACCUUUCCUGAUCUGUGCUCCGUUAUGACUAUAGGAAACUCGGUUGAAGGUCGACCACUCAAGGUGCUAAGAAUCAGCAAUGGAAAUGCUAAAGCACCCGCACUCUGGAUUGAUGGAGGAAUCCAUGCCAGAGAAUGGAUAUCGCCAGCAGCAGUGACUUACAUCAUCAAUUACCUGGUAGAAAACAGUGAGGAGCUGGAGGAAGAUUACUACAUUCUGCCAGUGGUGAAUCCUGACGGUUACGAGUAUACCUUCAGAGGUGAUCGUUUGUGGCGCAAGAAUAGAGCAAAUCCAGAAAAAGGCGGUGUUUGCAUUGGUGCCGAUCUAAACAGGAACUUUGGUUAUCGAUGGGGUGGUCAGGGAGCCAGUAAACAACCUUGUCGAGAAAUAUUUGCUGGCACUGGACCAUUUUCUGAACCGGAAACAAAGGCUAUUGAGUCUUUCUUUGCUACAAGUGCAGCCAAUUUCAAGGCAUAUUUAACCUUCCAUAGUUAUGGCCAAUACAUCUUAUAUCCUUGGGGCUACGACAAACGUGUACCGCCAGAUUAUGCUGAUUUGGAACGAGUUGGAAAGCAGGCAGCGGCAGCUAUGAAAUCAGCAGGUGGUGCUGGCAGCGUUUAUACAGUUGGAAACAGUGCUUCCCUUUUAUAUCCUGCAUCCGGUGGAGCGGAUGAUUGGGCAAAAGCUAUUCACAAGAUUACAUAUUCAUACACAAUUGAGCUCAGGGACCAGGGAAGGCAUGGAUUUAUUCUGCCAGCUCAGUAUAUAAUUCCAACUGCUAAGGAAGCAUUGGCGGGUGUUCAAGUGAUUGCAAAAGCUGCCAAGCUAGAUCCAUAGUUGCUUUAAUUAAUUUAAACAGCAUAUCAUUUUUCAUCAUAUUGCUAUCUUUGUUUUUUAAUUACAUGAUUCUCCAGCUACACAUUCAUCUUUAUAAUAAUUACCAACCGAUCAAGAUUGCAAUUAACAUAAAUUACUGUUUAAUUUCCAUGCUGACACAGCUAUGGUUGUCUGUUUAUCGAUUAUUUAUUACAGUAUUUUCCAGCUAGUAGCAAUUCGUUUUUUUGCACGUAUUUCAAUUUUUGAAACUUUUUUGACUUCUGAUAAAAUGCUGCAAAAUAUUAUGUACACGUGACGAUGUAUUCGAACAUCAUUUAUAUUAUCAGCUUACGUAUGCUCAAGUACAGUUAUGAUCAGUUAUGAUUAUGCCUACUUACUAUUUAUCGUUAAUUCACAAUGAAAAAGGCUCUAAAUUCUGAGUAAAAAUAUUUGGAAUAUGUAUUACGGCCUUCAGUUUUUGAGCCGUUCUGUAGGAAUGUUGUUGACUUAUUGUUAGCAGGACAUCAACUAAUUGGCGCCAUUUAUCAUCGCUAAAAACAUAAAUAUAUUAUAUCAAUUAUUCAAAAACUCAGAAUAAUAUGACUAUGGUUA
Molecule: messenger RNA, 1989 nt
Organism: Neodiprion virginianus
Lineage: Eukaryota; Metazoa; Arthropoda; Insecta; Hymenoptera; Diprionidae
Product: carboxypeptidase B-like
Exons: 6
Coding region: 31-1398 (455 amino acids)
Biological process (GO): proteolysis
Molecular function (GO): metallocarboxypeptidase activity; zinc ion binding
Source: RefSeq, a predicted model, not a curated record